Molecule: messenger RNA, 3384 nt
Organism: Panicum virgatum (switchgrass)
Lineage: Eukaryota; Viridiplantae; Streptophyta; Magnoliopsida; Poales; Poaceae
Product: glutamate receptor 2.4-like
Exons: 5
Coding region: 168-3245 (1025 amino acids)
Cellular component (GO): plasma membrane
Molecular function (GO): glutamate-gated receptor activity
Source: RefSeq, a predicted model, not a curated record
ACCGAAGACUUCUGGCUUUGGGUUCGUCAGGGCCUCCGAUCCAGGGCUACACUUGCACGGUGGUUCAGAGCUCUCACCAUCAUCAGUCACCAAAAAGUCAACCGCGCGCCAUGGAUCGAAGCUAGCUAGCUAGCUAGCACGGGCAUGCAGCUAGGUUUGGUAGCUACAUGCUAGUGCUUUGUAUGUAUAUAAGGGCACCAAAGGUCGUCGGAGAAGUAUCAUAUCGUCCAUGCAAGGAACGAAGAAAGAUCAUGGUGGUUGGUGGGAACAUUAUCAUCUCCCUCCUCGUGUUGCUGUCCUCUUGGCUCCUCUUCGCCGGCCACGAUCAGCCUGCUGGGCUGCUGGGGCGGGCUCAGCGGCCGGACGCGGCGGCGGCGGCGUCGAGCGUCGUGCAUGUCGGAGCGCUGCUGGACCUCGGGUCUGUCGGUGGGAGGGCGUCGCGGGCGUCCAUCUCGCUCGCGCUGGAGGAUUUCUACGCCUCGCAGCCACCGGGCUCCGGCGCCACGGUGGCGCUGCACGUCGCGGACUGCAAGGACGACGAGAUCACAGCCGCUUCGACAGCAAUAGACCUCCUGAAGGACUUCAAGGUGCAAGCCAUCAUUGGGCCAAAGACGUCAAUGCAGGCGAGGUUCACCAUUGGUAUCGGCAAUAAGACGAAUGUACCCAUCUUGUCUUAUUCAGCCACUAGUCCCUACUUGUCAGCUAACCAGUCCAAGUAUUUUGUUCGCACUGCCCUGGAUGAUGCCUCUCAAGUUCCUGCAAUAGCUUCUCUGAUCCAAUACUUCAACUGGCGCCAAGUCGUACUUAUCUAUGAGGACUCUGACUUUGGUAGAGGCAUUGUACCCUAUCUUGUGGAUGCUCUCCAAGACGCUGACGCACACAUCCCAUACCGAAGCAUCAUCCCUUCUGUUCCUACUGAUGAUCAGAUAAAGGUGGAGCUUAACAAGCUAAAGACUAUGCAAGCACGAGUUUUUGUCGUGCAUAUGUCACCCAACAUUGCAGCACGCCUCUUUGUCCUUGCCCAUGAUGCUGAGAUGCUUGCUUAUGGUUAUGCUUGGAUUAUAACUGACAGUGUUGGCAACAUGUUUAGCACCCUUGAUGAAAACAUAAUCAAUUCAAUGCAGGGUGUUCUUGGUGUGAGGCCUUACGUUCCACAAUCGGACAAGCUCCUCGCAUUCCCUGCUCUAUUUCUUUCACGGUACAGACAACAGAACCAAGCAAUGCCUGACCCAGCAAGUCCAAAUAUUUUCCAUCUGUGGGCAUAUGACACAGCAUGGGCAAUCGCAACGGCCCUAAGGAAGGCUGGACCCCUUACAUUGGGCUUGAAAUUGCCAUCAUUGCAGAACAGCAACAACUCGAAUGAUCUGAGUAUGCUUGGUGUAUCACAAGAUGGGCCGGGACUUAUUGAUUCCAUCCGGACCACCAGGUUCCAAGGCAUAUCAGGUGAAUUUAUUCUAGUAGAUGGCCAGAGGCAGGGAUCAGUAUUUGAGAUAUUUAAUGUGAUUGGUAAUUCAUAUCAAAGUAUUGGGUUCUGGACACCUAAUCUUGGUAUAACCAAGAAACUGAUUACCUCUUCUGAUGCAAGUGAUAAUGUUGGACUGAACAUAGUGAUUUGGCCUGGUGGUUCAGCACAACCUCCCAAAGGUUGGGAGUGGCCAGUGGCUGGAAAGAAGAUGAAGAUUGCUGUGCCAGUAAAGCCUGCUCCUAACCCAUUCGUGAAUGUUAAGAAGAAUUUGGCUACUGGGAAAUUCUAUGUGACUGGAUAUUGUAUAGAUAUCUUUGAAGCUGUUGUGCAGGAGAUGCCGUACGCUGUCCCCUAUGAGUAUGUUCCUGUUGUGGACCCUAACAUAGCCACCAACUUGACGAUAUCGUACAGUGAGAUAUGUCACCAGGUUUCCUUGAAGAAAUAUGACGCGAUGGUUGGGGACACCACAAUAAUCAUUAAUCGUUCCUCGUACGUGGACUUUACAUUACCUUACACUGAAUCGGGAGUGCAGAUGGUUGUUCCCUUGAAGGAGCGCUGGAGCACGAGCUUGUGGGUUUUUCUGAAGCCUAUCGAACCAAUCCUAUGGGUGGCCUUCUUGGCUGUUUUUGUGUUCACAGGUUUUGUCAUAUGGCUUGUUGAGCACAAGGAAAACAGAGAUUUUGGUGGCAGUGCUGGGAAGCAGCUUGUCAACAUUGCUUAUUUCAGCUUUCAAGCACUUCUUGCUGUUCCAAAAGACCCAAAACUGAAGAAAUGGUUAUCAAAAUUUGCACUAAUAAACUUGGUGUUGCUGGUUUGGUUGUUGGAGAAACUCUAUAGUGCAAGCUUGACCUCCAUGGUGACUGCACGACAACUCCAACCAACGGUUGUUGACUUGAAUCAACUUAUUAGUAAUGGAGAUUAUAUUGGUUACCAGGGUGGUUCUUUUGUCAAGGAUUUCCUGAAGAGCCGUAAAGUGGAGGAGCACAAACUUAGAAAUUACAGAACUACAGAUCAGUAUGCUGAGGCUUUGAUGAAAGGGAGUUGGAAUGGUGGUGUUGCAGCAGUAUUUGACGAGAUUCCAUACCUCAAGCUAUUUAUGUCCAAAUACUGUAGGAACCACAGUAUUGUUGGUCGUGUUUACAAGACUGGUGGAUUUGGCUUUGUCUUCCCCAAGGGCUCUCCGCUCGUUGCCGAUGUGUCAAGGGCCAUACUGACGGUGACGGAAGGAGACAAGAUUAUGGACAUUGAGAGGAAGUGGUUCGGAGGGGACUUGGUCUGCAACAGCCAGGCGAACGCCAUUGAGUCAGCCUCUGUUGUUACCUGGAGCAGUUUAAGAGGAGUGUUCUUCAUAACCAUUGGUCUAUGGGCAAUUGUGGGGAUCAUCUACGCAGCAUUGUGGUUCCGACUGAGGCAAGAAGAAGAGCAAGUCCAAGAAGCAGUCGCUGAACUUGCUAUUGAGCAUGUCCAUGUCAACGGAGACGAUAGUAUCAUUUGGCACAUCAGCAGAGAUAGCCAUCUGGUUAUUCAGUUGCGUGGUAAUCCUUCACCAUCUGGAGAUGGAGGACCUGAAGAGGGUGCGGCACGGCCAGAAGCAGGACAUGACGACGUAGAGCCACCACCGGAUGUCCAAAAUCUUGGAGGACCAGAGGAGCAGGUGCAGGCUGUGGAGCUCCCAUUGCUCCCUGCUGACGCUGCAUCAGGAAAUGUUGCGCCAUUGCGCACCGCGAUCAACGAAACUGAAGCUGCAGAAAACAGUGGACGGCUUUUGCUGCCGAAAUGAAAAAAAAAUGAAUCUGACUUGGUGUAAUUUAUACCCUCUUUUGCCGAGACUCAAAUUUGGUAAUUUUGCUUGGACCUAAAUUUGUCGAGACUCUUUGAAAUAAUUUUCAUAAAGAAAGUGACACUAUUAUUUCCUCCAA